AUGGGGAUCCGUCCUUCUCCACGGGAAGCGGGUCCCAGCUUGCUCGCCCAGCACGCCUAUGCGGUCAGCUUCUCCAGCAGAGUUUCCACUCUGGCAGCAUUUGAUUGUAUUGAUGAUACUAAGCUUGUGAAGCAGAUAAUCAUAUCAGAAAUCAUCAGUUCCUUGCCCAGCAUAGUAAAUGACAAAUACGGGAGGAAAGUCCUGUUGUACUUGCUGAGUCCCAGAGAUCCCGCCCACACAGUUCCCGAAAUCAUCGAGCUUCUGCAGAAGGGUGAUGGCAACGCACACAGUAAGAAAGACACCACCAUCCGCCGGCGUGAGCUCUUGGAAUCCAUCUCCCCAGCUUUGCUAAACCACCUGCAAGGACAUGCGCAAGAGGUGGUGCUGGACAGGUCUGCAUGUGUGUUGGUGUCUGACAUCCUGGCAUCUGCUACUAGAGAUGUUCAGCCUGCCAUGGAAGCCAUCGCGAGUUCGGCAGCCGUGGAACUGCAUCCUGGUGGCAAGGACGGUGAGCUGCAUGUUGCCGAGCAUCCUGCGGGACAUCUCGUUCUCAAAUGGUUAAUAGAGCAAGAUAAAAAGAGGAAAGAAAAUGGAAGAGAAGGCUGUUUUGCAAAGACUCUUGUAGAGCGCGUUGGCAUGAAGAACCUCAAGUAA
Myodes glareolus (Bank vole) is the source of this 654-nucleotide messenger RNA. NCBI's taxonomy places the organism in Eukaryota, Metazoa, Chordata, Mammalia, Rodentia, Cricetidae. The record is from RefSeq and is a predicted model, not a curated record.